Molecule: messenger RNA, 1139 nt
Organism: Brachypodium distachyon (stiff brome)
Lineage: Eukaryota; Viridiplantae; Streptophyta; Magnoliopsida; Poales; Poaceae
Product: DNA-directed RNA polymerase II subunit rpb1-like
Exons: 1
Coding region: 340-978 (212 amino acids)
Biological process (GO): transcription by RNA polymerase II
Molecular function (GO): DNA binding
Source: RefSeq, a predicted model, not a curated record
UCGUUCCACAUUGCUCGAACUACCGAACAAAAGAAUUGUGCGUUUCGAAAUUAAAAUCAGGAAUCAGCUAGAAGCCUGGCUGUACUCGGAUUUGCCCAACGCGUUACCGCCAAAACGAUCGGGAAUUUUUGAAUCCGACUCCGGGACGAACUCGGCAGAAGCUAAGCGCGUCAGCCUCACGCGACCGACCAAUCGCCGAUAUAAUCCCCAUCCAUCCCACCCCACCGAUCUCGAUCCAACUAAUCGCGCCUACAGUUCUUGAUCGCGAAGCCAAGACGCACGCGCUGCAGUUCUUGAUCCGACCACCCUCUCUCGAGGGAUCGAAAACUCCGGAUCGCGAUGAUGGCGCUCUCGUCCGGGUUCUGCUCCACCGCCGGCUCCGUCCUCUCGCCGUCGUUCUACACCCCGGGUACGCCCUCGUCGUCGCCUUUCCAGUUCUGCUCGCCGUUCGAGGAGUCCUACGGAUACGAGGAGUACACGCCGUCGAGCCCUUCUCCGCGCGCGGCGUCGCCGGAUUACACGCCCGCGAGCCCUUCUUCGCGCGCGGUGUCUCCGGACUACACACCGUCGAGCCCUACUCUCCUCGCUGGGUCGCCGGAUUACACGCCCGCAAGCCCUCUUCCGCGCGCGGCGUCGCCAUACUACGCGCCCGGGACGCCGCCUCCGUCGCCGUACUACACGCCCGGGACGCCGCCUCCGUCGCCUUACUACACGCCCGGGACGCCGCCUCCGUCGCCGUACUACACGCCCGGGACGCCGCCUCCUUCGCCGUACUACACGCCCGAGAUGCCGCCUCCUUCGCCGGACUACACGCCCGGGACGCCGCCUCCUUCGCCGGACUACACGCCUGAGACGCCGCCUCCGUCGCCCAUGGUGUCCGACGCCGAGUCCCGCACGUCUCCAGCGCCCCGCCGCCACCAUCCGUACCAGAGGAGCGGCACCAGCCGAGGCCGGCUUCAGCGAGCUUUGGGAUAUUAGGAAUCGCUCCUGACAGGAGAUAGAUAUUGGACUCUCUGUGUAGAAAUCCUUGCAUUUCUAUGCCUUUAUGUAACGCCCUAGGCGGUUUUCACCAUAUACUUCGCCCUCUUGUACUAUGUUACACGAAUUGAUGAAUUAUUGAUGCAUAUAGCACUUGUGUA